CGAUCUCAGUAGGCCUGGACCUACAACGAAGCAUUGCACUUGUCGGCUACAGGUUGUUGCGAGUGCAUCACCACUUCACUCGCAUCGCCAUCAGACUAUCGCGCUAUACGACGAGGCAGACUGGGCCACCAUGAACGACGUGCUCGCACAUUCCCAAGCCUGGGUGAACGGCACCCUGACCAACCUCAUCAACCCACAAACUGCGGUGUAUGCUGCUGACCUGUAUCAAGGCACCGAUCCUUCAAAGCUGAACUUUGCAGAGAGAGCAUGGAUGGACUGGUACCUGUACUGGGGCAACCCCAUCCUUGCCACCGGUAUCAUGAGCUUUGUGCUGCACGAGCUCAUCUACUUUGGUAGAGCUAUCCCUUGGAUCAUCAUCGAUUCUAUGCCUUCCAUGCGCAAAUACAAGCUGCAGGAGGACCGCACACCAACCCCGGAGCAGCAGUGGGAAUGCACAAAGUCCGUGCUGCUCAGCCACUUCACUGUGGAGUUGCCACAGAUCUGGAGCUUCCACCCCAUCUGCGAAUACUUCGGCAUGGCCACCCACUCGGUGCCAUUUCCUUCUGUUUUGACCAUGCUGUGGCAGAUCGGCAUCUUCUUCGUCUUCGAGGAUACCUUUCACUACUGGGCACACCGCGCCUUGCACUGGGGUCCUUUGUACAAGCACAUUCACAAGAAGCACCACGAGUUCAGCGCUCCUUUCGGCCUGGCCGCUGAAUACGCUCAUCCUCUCGAGGUGUUCAUCCUCGGCUCAGGCACGAUUGGAGGACCCUUUUUGCUUUGCGCGCUCACGAAGAACUUGCACAUUCUCACUGUCUACGUAUGGAUCGUUCUGCGCUUGUUCCAAGCCAUUGAUGCCCACUCCGGGUACGACUUUCCCAUCAGCAUGCACAACUGGAUGCCGUUCUGGGCCGGGGCUGAUCACCACGACCACCACCAUAUGGCCUUCGUAGGCUGCUACUCUACCAGCUUCAGGUGGUGGGACCACUUCAUGGGCACCGACUUGAACUACAAGCGUUACCGCGCCCGCCAAGCCGAGGCAAAGAAACAAGCCAAGGAGCAAGGUCUGUCUUGGCCCACGAAAGAAGCCACCAAGAACGCCAAGGGUAUGCCGCUCAAGAAGAAAGCUGAGUGAAGAAGCUCUCUGCAGGCUUGCCCAAUCGAUUUGAAGUGCGUCCAUUUGCGAUGAGAGUAUCCCCGAAAGAUCGCCUCUACCGCUUGGCUCCACGAAUACCCUAGGCCAUUU
Ceraceosorus guamensis is the source of this 1246-nucleotide messenger RNA. RefSeq lists its product as hypothetical. NCBI's taxonomy places the organism in Eukaryota, Fungi, Basidiomycota, Exobasidiomycetes, Ceraceosorales, Ceraceosoraceae. Gene Ontology annotation, molecular function: iron ion binding; C-4 methylsterol oxidase activity. The record is from RefSeq and is a predicted model, not a curated record. Gene Ontology annotation, biological process: ergosterol biosynthetic process. The coding region runs from base 131 to 1135 and encodes 334 amino acids. The transcript is spliced from 2 exons.